GCAUCAACUUGUUUGUAUUUUUCUCUCUGAAUUAAUCCAUCACUGUACUCUACACUCCUCAUUCUAUCAUCACACUCUCCACUCACAAAGUCUCCUGCUUACUGGCAUUAGUGUUUUAUCUUCUGAAUAUUGCUACCUCUUCUUCAUUCCAAGCUCUGUUAUUCUUUUUCUCAUGGCUGGUUUUCUCUAUGCACUCCUCUUUUUGGCCAUGGUUGGCCACUCUAAUGCCGCAUGGUGUGCUUGCAAAGGAUUGAGUGAUGCAGCUUUACAAAAGACACUGGACUAUGCUUGUGGAGCUGGUGCAGACUGCAAUCCUAUUCAUACAAAUGGGCCUUGCUUUAAUCCCAAUACGGUGAGAGCUCACUGCAAUUAUGCUGUCAACAGCUAUUUCCAGAAGAAGAGUCAAACUUCAACCGCAUGUGAUUUUGCUGGCACUGCUACUGUUACUGCUACUGACCCCAGCACCGCUGGCUGUGCUUAUCCUGUUAGUGCAAGCGCCACCCCUACAACUACCAGCCCCGCCACAAAAACACCAUCGACUAGCACAGCCACCACAGGCGGAUCUCCAUACGUGACAAACACGGGCAUAUUAGGAGGUGUUAACAAUGGUUUAGGCCCGUCGGGUGCUGGCAUGAACACAGAUAUAAGUCAUGCUGGGAUUUUACUGCAAAACGCCAGCCUCUUUUCCUUUAUAACCAUUAUUAUUAUUAUUAUUUCUGCACUUGCAUUACUUUGAACUGGAAUUGGAGAAGUUCUACUGUUUGUACUAUAUGAUAGUCGUGGGUCGAUGUUAAAAAUUUAUGUGCUGAAGUGGGCAUAUGCAUAUUAUGCUAUUAUGUAUGUACUAUAAGUUGGUAUGUUAGGAUUGCCUUGAUUUUGAUUUUACCUUCCCCUCUA
This is a messenger RNA of Nicotiana tabacum (common tobacco), 897 nucleotides long. RefSeq names its product PLASMODESMATA CALLOSE-BINDING PROTEIN 2-like. The record is from RefSeq and is a predicted model, not a curated record. NCBI's taxonomy places the organism in Eukaryota, Viridiplantae, Streptophyta, Magnoliopsida, Solanales, Solanaceae.